AUGGGCUUAGGCGAUAAGCAAGUGGGAUGCAAAGGCUUAAUGGAGGGUAACACAAGGGCAACUAAAUUACUAGACGAUAAAUACAAGCAGGUAAAGGAAUUUGACGAAAGCGAAGGAUGGGAAGAGUUGGAAGAAGAUAUGGCAAUAAUAGACGCGUCAUCUGCUUUGAAGGAUUCUGCCAUAGACUCGGAUGAUUUUCAGCUUAUUGGCUUUUUCUGCGGAGCCGCAGCUUCUUGCGGGGCAGUUACACUCUCAAAUCCAAUGGAAGUGGCAAAGACUAGAUUACAGUUGCAGGGAGAAUUGUCAAAGCAAGGCGUAAAGGUUUACAACAACGUUGGUGAAGUUUUCACGAAAACUUAUAGGCAUGAAGGUAUCAGAGGUUUGCAAAGGGGAUUGGGAACUUCUUAUGUUUAUCAAACAGCCCUCAACGGAUGUAGAUUAGGAUUCUACGAGCCUGUCAGGAGACAGUUGAACUCAUUAACGGGUAUACCUGCCGAUAAGAAUGUUACAACAACAUCGGUUGGUGCGGGUAUUGUUAGUGGAAUGAUGGGUGCGGCUAGUGGAAAUCCAUUUUAUCUUAUCAAAGCGCGCAUGCAAGCGUACAGUCCAAGUUUACCAGUUGGAACUCAGCAUCAUUAUAGACACGGCUAUGAUGCACUCAAAUCAGUUAUACGGGUAGAAGGUAUAUCAGGAUUAAUUAGAGGUAUGGAUGCAGCAAUCUUAAGAACAUGCAUGGGUAGUUCCGUCCAACUACCAACGUACAUUGCUGCCAAAACAUACUUCUCAUCUAAUGGUAUAUUUGAACCAACCUCCUUAGCCAACUUUAUAUUCUCGUCAAGUAUUUCAGGCGCUUGCGUUUGUUUGAUGAUGCAGCCGCCUGAUGUUGCGCUCACAAGAAUGUACAAUCAGCCUACACAGAAAAUGGAGAAUGGAAAGUCAGUUGGACAGUUCUACAAGAACCCAAUAGACUGUCUCUACAAGACGGUGAAAGCUGAAGGUGUAACUGGGUUGUACAAGGGAACAAGUGCUCAGUUUUUACGUAUUGCUCCACAUACAGUCUGUUGUUUAGUCUUCAAUGAUUUAGUUUGCGGUUGGUACUCUGGCUUCAAGAAGUCUUAUGUUAGCACCUCCACCUCUUCAUAG
Messenger RNA from Wallemia ichthyophaga EXF-994, 1143 nucleotides. RefSeq lists its product as uncharacterized. NCBI's taxonomy places the organism in Eukaryota, Fungi, Basidiomycota, Wallemiomycetes, Wallemiales, Wallemiaceae. The record is from RefSeq and is a predicted model, not a curated record. The transcript is spliced from 6 exons. Bases 1 to 1143 code for a protein of 380 amino acids.